AUAAAGUGGCCGCACUUGGCCAUUAACGUUCCCACAAUAAAUACAUGACAUCCCUAUAACUAAAAAAUAGAACAUAUAGUUUCCAAAAAAGAAGGCAAAGAAAAAAAAGUGUAGAAGCCAUGGAGAAAGGAAAUGGGGAAACAAGCAGCAACAACAACAAUAAUUCAGGGUUAGCUAUAAUGGAAUUAGCUAACAUGAUAAGUGUACCUAUGUCCCUUAAUGCCGUUGUUAAACUUAAGGUAGCUGAUGCUAUUUGGGAAAGUGGAUCAAACGCCCCACUCUCCCCCGUUGAAAUUCUCGCUAAAAUCCGCGGCCCUCAGGGCGGCGGUGAUGCUGAGAAUCUUCAACGGAUUCUACGUAUGCUCACGAGCUACGGUGUGUUUGAGGAGCAUGUAGUGAAAGACGGCUCUCAAAGAAGAUAUUCGUUGACUGAGGUGGGCAAAACCCUAGUCACGGACGAGAAUGGCUUAUCUUACGGCUCGUACGUGCUCCAGCACCACCAGGACGCGUUAAUGAGGGCGUGGACGAUGGUUCAUGAGGCCGUCAAUGAUUCAUUGACGGAGCCAUUUGUGAAGGCAAAUGGCGAGCCAGCUUACAAUUACUACGGAAAAAACCCGGAAAUGAAUAGCCUUAUGUUAAAUGCAAUGUCUGGAGUUUCUGUGCCAUUUAUGAAGGUAAUUUUAGAGGGAUAUGAUGGUUUUCAAGGUGUGAAAACACUUGUUGAUGUUGGGGGAAGUGGUGGAGAUUGCUUGAAGAUGAUUUUGGAGAAACAUUCAAGUAUUCAACUUGGAAUCAAUUUUGAUUUGCCUGAGGUUGUUGAAAAAGCCUCUCAAAUUCCUCGUAUAAAACACGUUGGUGGUGACAUGUUUGAUUACAUACCAAAGGGAGAUGUUAUUUUCAUGAAGUGGGUGCUAACAACAUGGACAGAUGAUGAAUGCAAGAAAAUAAUGAAGAGUUGUUACAAUGCACUUCCAGAGAAAGGAAAAUUCAUUGCUUGUGAGCCAGUUUUGCCUCACCAUACUGAUGAUAGCAAGAGAACUCGAGCCCUUCUUGAAGGUGACAUCUUUGUCAUGACUAUUUACCGUGCAAAAGGCAAGCACCGGACUGAGGAAGAAUACCGGCAGCUCGGCCGAGCUGCCGGUUUCACUGACUGCAAGGGUUUCUACAUCGAUCAUUUCUUUACGAUUCUUGAAUUUCACAAAUUAUGAAUAUAAUUGCGAGUAGUGCGGACGUAGAACUUCUAUGUGCUAAGAUGUUUCAAAUUAAUAAUAAACAUGUGGUGUUGUAUUUAUACAAUACAACUCUAUUUCCGGCCUCAUAUGUGAAUGGAAGAUUAAUUAUUGGAGCA
Molecule: messenger RNA, 1348 nt
Organism: Solanum dulcamara
Lineage: Eukaryota; Viridiplantae; Streptophyta; Magnoliopsida; Solanales; Solanaceae
Product: nicotinate N-methyltransferase 1
Exons: 4
Coding region: 120-1208 (362 amino acids)
Biological process (GO): methylation
Molecular function (GO): S-adenosylmethionine-dependent methyltransferase activity; O-methyltransferase activity; protein dimerization activity
Source: RefSeq, a predicted model, not a curated record